Alexandromys fortis (reed vole) is the source of this 1001-nucleotide messenger RNA. RefSeq names its product early activation antigen CD69-like. The record is from RefSeq and is a predicted model, not a curated record. NCBI's taxonomy places the organism in Eukaryota, Metazoa, Chordata, Mammalia, Rodentia, Cricetidae. The transcript is spliced from 5 exons. Gene Ontology annotation, cellular component: external side of plasma membrane. The coding region runs from base 81 to 680 and encodes 199 amino acids.
CAAGACAGCUUCAGCAAGGACUCACUGUAGACCUCUUGAGAUACGCCAGGGAAGUCAGGAAAUCUUGAGAAGAAAAAAAGAUGAAUUCUGAAGACUGCUCCAUAACGGAGACCAGCUCUUCACAUCUGGAGAGAGGGCAGAAGGAUCAUGGCACCAUUAUACAUUUUGAGAAGCAUCAUGAAGGAUCCAUUCAAGUUCCUAUCCCUUGUGCUGUGUUGACUGUCUUCAUCAUCACUUCCUUAAUUAUAGCUCUCGUUGCCUUGAGUGUGGGCCAGUACAAUUGCCCAGGCUUGUAUCAGAAUUUGGCAUCACUGGACCACCAUGUUGCUUCCUGCCAGGACGAGUGGGUUGCAUACCAGAGGAAAUGCUACUUUUUCUCCACCACAACCAGCAGUUGGGCCUUGGCCCAAAACUCUUGUUCUCAAGAUGAUGCUACACUCGCUGUUAUUGAUUCCGAAAAGGACAUGAUAUUUCUGAAGCGACACACUGGAAGACAGGAACACUGGAUUGGGCUGAAAAAUGAAGUUAAUCAGACAUGGAAAUGGGCAAAUGGCAAAGAAUUUAACAGAUGGUUCAACCUGACAGGGUCUGAGAGGUGCGUGUCUCUACACAGCACAGACAUUGCUACUGAGAACUGUGAGAAGAACUUACACUGGGUCUGUAGCAAGCCCUCCAGAUGACAAGGAAGCCUUUAUCUGUAGAUGACUGUGCCAUGGAUCCACAGGACGGUUGUGUGACUGGAUGCUACUCUAUGAUCAAAUUUUCCACAAAGACCUCACAGGCCAACUUUACAUCAUCCCGAGACUCUUCCAUAUAAGACUGUGGGACAUUAUGGAGAGACUCCAGGAUCUGUAUUGGAGUCUUCCUUGACCAUGAGCUGAAAAAGUCAGUCACUGACAAAUAAUUAUAUCAAAAAAAUGAGAGGACGACUAUGAAGCCUCAUAGAUGCACUUUAUAUUUUAAAUCUAGAAUGAAUAAAAUGACUAGCUUUAGAGUUACUA